This is a messenger RNA of Pygoscelis adeliae (Adelie penguin), 2644 nucleotides long. RefSeq names its product pre-mRNA processing factor 4 (gene PRPF4). The transcript has 16 exons. The coding region runs from base 1 to 1734 and encodes 577 amino acids. Gene Ontology annotation, cellular component: U4/U6 x U5 tri-snRNP complex. Gene Ontology annotation, biological process: mRNA splicing, via spliceosome. The record is from RefSeq and is a predicted model, not a curated record. NCBI's taxonomy places the organism in Eukaryota, Metazoa, Chordata, Aves, Sphenisciformes, Spheniscidae. Gene Ontology annotation, molecular function: protein binding; U4 snRNA binding; U6 snRNA binding.
AUGACGGUCACCUCACUGCACGCUAGACAGCUCCUUUCUGGGGCUCUGCGUUAUCUCACCUUUCAGUACGCGCCCAGCCAGCUGAUGGUGGUUCGCACCGCUGCUGUAAAUCCAGAUUACUACAUCAAAAGACCCCCCCAAAGAUCCUCUGCAGAGGCAGCGUUUUACCGCCUCGCUGUAUCGGGGGGCACACAGGCCACAAAGAGCAAGCCCGCAGAAGAGGGCGAUGCUCCCCCACCCAAGAGAGCCCCCAUCUUUUACGGCAGCUUGGAAGAGAAGGAAAGGGAGCGUCUGGCAAAAGGCGAAUCGGGGUUGCUGGGAAAAGAAGGGAUGAAAGCUGCCAUGGAGGCUGGCAACAUCAACAUCAGCAGCGGUGAGGUCUUUGAUCUCGAAGACCACAUGAGCGAGCGGCAGGCGGAAGUGCUGGCUGAGUUUGAGCGCAGGAAGAGAGCCCGGCAGAUCAACGUGUCCACUGACGACUCUGAAGUGAAAGCCUGUUUGCGAGCACUCGGGGAGCCCAUCACGCUCUUUGGAGAAGGUCCUGCAGAAAGGAGGGAGAGAUUAAGAAAUAUCCUUUCGGUGGUUGGCACAGACGCAUUAAAAAAGACCAGGAAAGAUGACGACAGGUCUAAAAAAUCCAAAGAAGAGUAUCAGCAAACCUGGUACCACGAAGGACCACGCAGUCUGAAAACAGCGAGGCUGUGGCUUGCUAACUACUCGCUCCCCAGGGCGGUGAAGCGGCUAGAAGAAGCUCGGCUGCUCAAAGAGAUUCCGGAGGCAACCAGGACCUCGCAGAGACAGGAGCUACACAAAUCCCUGCGAUCCUUGAAUAACUUCUGUAGUCAGAUUGGAGAUGAUCGCCCACUGUCCUACUGCCACUUCAGCCCCAAUUCCAAACUCCUCGCUACGGCCUGUUGGAGCGGAUUGUGCAAGCUCUGGUCCGUGCCUGACUGCAACCUUGUUCACACCUUACGAGGACAUAACACCAACGUAGGAGCAAUAGUCUUCCAUCCCAAAGCCACGGUCUCCCUAGACAAGAAAGACGUUAACCUGGCCUCGUGUGCGGCUGAUGGGUCUGUCAAACUCUGGAGCCUUGAAAGUGAUGAACCGGUGGCAGAUAUUGAAGGACACAGCAUGAGAGUGGCACGUGUGAUGUGGCACCCAUCUGGCAGGUUCCUGGGUACUACCUGCUACGAUCACUCAUGGCGCUUGUGGGACUUGGAAGCUCAGGAGGAGAUUCUCCAUCAGGAAGGGCACAGUAAAGGUGUCUAUGACAUUGCCUUUCACACAGACGGCUCUCUCGCUGGGACUGGUGGACUGGAUGCUUUUGGCCGGGUGUGGGACUUGCGCACGGGACGCUGUAUCAUGUUUCUAGAAGGCCACCUGAAGGAGAUCUACGGGGUUAACUUCUCCCCAAAUGGAUACCACGUCGCAACUGGCAGCGGUGACAAUACUUGCAAAGUGUGGGACCUCCGCCAGAGGAAGUGCAUCUACACCAUUCCUGCCCAUCAGAACCUGGUGACCGGGGUGAAAUUUGAACCCAAUCACGGAAACUUCCUGCUCACAGGCGCUUACGACAACACCGCAAAGAUCUGGACUCACCCCGGCUGGUCGCCUUUGAAGACGCUGGCUGGUCACGAGGGAAAGGUGAUGGGACUGGAUAUCUCCCUCGACGGCCAGCUGAUAGCGACCUGCUCCUAUGACAGAACCUUCAAGUUGUGGACAGCGGAGUAGCUCAGAGGUGCUGCUGGUGAACGGGAAUGGAGACGUUAAUGGCUUUCAGCUAAGACUUGCUUUUUUUAUAUUAAAGGAAAAAAAAAAAGGAGUCGGCUAUUGCAACAUGCAUUACGGCAGCGGUAGUCACUGGCUGGUCUUGGGUUGAGGUGUUUCUGAAGCACCUGUGUUUGCCAGGGCUUGGUUGGAGUCAAAUCUUGGGUGAUGUUUUUCCUCUUUUUAGGACUUUGUUUUUAUACUGCAGACACUGCUUUCUGCUGUAAUUUGGAGAUGAUCCAUCUGCUUCCACCCUCCCUUCCAAGUUAGGCUCACAGGUUUUCUCCAGUCUGUUCUAAACAUUUGUAGGUGGCCUCACAACACCUCGGGUAUGGUGUGCUGUUCAGCCUCUCUUAAUGCCCUUCUUACCUUCCGUUUUCCAGGAGCCUUUGGUAGGAGUCUGUGGCUUCAAAUUUGAUUUGCAUUUGAAGAAAGAAAAACUAGCUGUCAGUUACAGGAGGAUGGUACCCUGCUUCCCCUGCCGCUGCAGGGGAGUCUCUGAAUGUGGAGGUCUGCGUCCCCUUUGUACUCGCUCACAGUAGAUCUUAAAGGCCAGGGAAAUUUUUCUUUUCCGUGUACCGUCUCAUGUCCUCGCUCCUUGAGCGGUCUCAUGAACCGGGUGUUUCAAACCCAUGUAGGCAUCUCCUGUUCAAGUUUUUGCUGUGUCUCACUGAGACGAUACAAAGAAGGCUAUUUCAGUGUAGGAUUGUCGUGUUCUAACUUGCACUGUGCGGAGCUUUCUUAUUUGUCGUUUAUUCUUUAAAUUGAGGUUUUGCAAAUGUUGUGUUCUGGAAAAUCAAAACGUGUUUUGAAUGUGCACCCUAGCCUCUGGGUCUGACUAAGGAAUGGAGAAAUUACAGUUACUUCGCAACAC